AAAAUAAUUAACAGUAAGAACAAAAAUAAUGAGUAUCACAAAAAAUUUUGUUAUCUUUUUUCUUGUAGUGAUCUUGACAAAUUCAUUGUCCAACUCUGGCGUCUUGGCUUCAUCAGUGAUUGAAGCAUCAAACUAUGAUUCGUGCACUAGACCAUGUACAAAAAUGUAUGGAAACUAUGAAUGCCGGUAUGACUGUACCUUCAUGAAGUACAAGGAUGGACAGUGUGUUGCUGGACGAUGUUGUUGCAAACAUUUUGAUAGAUAAUCAAUCAGCGAUUUGAGCGGUUGAAUUAUAUAUAUCUGUUAUCAGAUUUAUG
Camelina sativa (false flax) is the source of this 317-nucleotide messenger RNA. RefSeq names its product putative defensin-like protein 55. Lineage: Eukaryota; Viridiplantae; Streptophyta; Magnoliopsida; Brassicales; Brassicaceae. The record is from RefSeq and is a predicted model, not a curated record.